Messenger RNA from Canis lupus familiaris (dog), 1893 nucleotides. It is a transcript of the gene LIPJ, whose product is annotated as lipase family member J. The coding region runs from base 526 to 1776 and encodes 416 amino acids. Lineage: Eukaryota; Metazoa; Chordata; Mammalia; Carnivora; Canidae. Gene Ontology annotation, molecular function: hydrolase activity, acting on ester bonds. The record is from RefSeq and is a predicted model, not a curated record. Gene Ontology annotation, biological process: lipid metabolic process. The transcript has 11 exons. Gene Ontology annotation, cellular component: intracellular membrane-bounded organelle.
CAACAAAAACGGACAAGGUUAUUAGAACACUUACCUUUGUAUCUAGAAAAUAAUUCUACAGAAUCAGGGAAAGAGGGCUUGGAAUUUUACUCGGCCUCGGGCAUCGGGAUGGCUCAGUCACUUAAACAUCUGAUUCUUAGAAAAAAAAAAUCUGAUUCUUGAUCUCAGCUCAGGUCUUGAACUCUGGGUGGUGAGUUCAAGCCCUGUGUUGAGAUUACUUAAGAAAAAAAAAAAAAAGAAUUUUACUUGGCCUUAAGUUCAUGAUGAGUUAACAGCAGAAGAGAGCUGUCGAGACAAAAAGUAGAUCUAAACCUAAGCCAUGAAGAGUGAAUUAGCGUGUGCAGAUCGAGAGAGGGGAUGGUCUCACACCACGUACACUGGCCAGAUCAUUUAGAAAACUGCGUUCAGUGGUUUUAAGAGAACCAUUCAGAAACUGAUGCCAUUCCGAAGAAAAGUGUCCAAGAUGAAUAAUAUUUUUUUGGCUUCCUUAUGACUCUGUUUAGCAACUUUUGCUAAAAUUUUGCUAUGAUUGACUACUUUGAAGAUACAUAUGUUAAGCACCUAAAAUCAACAAGAACAGAGAGGUCCCACGUGUCCUUCCUUUUCAGAGUGAUGUCUUUGGUUUUCCUUCUGGGAACUACCCAAGCUGUCUUUCGAUCUGGGAACCCCGAAGUGAACAUGAACAUUAGCCAAAUCAUUUCCUAUUGGGGCUACCCGGAUGAAGUGUAUGAUAUUGUAACUGAAGACGGUUACGUCCUCGGCCUUUAUAGAAUUCCUUACGGGAAGACAAACAAUGACAACUCAACUCAGAGGCUGGUCGUAUACUUGCAGCACGGCCUGUUCACAUCUGCCAGCAGCUGGAUUUCAAAUCUCCCUAACAACAGCCUGGGCUUCAUUCUGGCAGAUGCCGGUUAUGACGUGUGGAUGGGGAACAGCAGAGGGACGACCUGGUCCCGGAAACACACGUACCUAAACACCAAUUCCAAAGAAUUCUGGGCCUUCAGUUUUGACGAGAUGGCAAAAUACGACCUGCCGGCCUCGAUCAACUUCAUCGUGCGGCACACGGGACAGGAGGGAAUCUUUUAUGUAGGCCACUCCCAGGGCACCAGCAUCGCUUUCAUAACAUUUUCUACAAUUCCAAAGAUCGCUGGAAGAAUCAAAGUCUUUUUUGCCUUAGCUCCAGUUUUUUCUAUUAAAAACUCAAACAGCCCUUUAAUUAAAAUGGCAUACAGGUGGAGGUCAUUGAUAAAGACUUUUUUUGGCAGCAAAGACUUCCUCCCUAAUACCUCAUUUAAAAGAUUUGUUGGUUCAAAGCUGUGUCCGCUGAAGAUUAUUGGUAAGAUUUGCCGUGAUAUCUUGUUUAUGAUGUAUGGAUGUGACCUGGAGAACUUAAAUAUGAGUCGUAUGGAUGUGUAUAUGUCACAAAACCCAGCAGGGACAUCUAUUCAAAAUAUGGUACACUGGAGUCAGCUUUUUAAUUCCAGUCACUUGAGAGCUUUUGAUUGGGGCAGCCCUGCUCUGAACUUGGUUCAUUUUAAUCAGGCCACUCCUCCAUUUUAUAAUGUGACAGACAUGAAUGUGUCAACAGCAACCUGGAAUGGAGGCAAUGACUUGGUGGCGGAUCCUGAAGACGUGGAGAAUUUGCUUUCUGAAAUUACACACCAUAUUUACCAUAAAACUAUUUCUUACUACAAUCAUAUUGACUUUUUGUUCGGAUUAGAUGUAUAUCAGCAAGUUUACCAUGAAAUCGUUGACAUUAUCCGAGGCAGUCUAUAAAGAACUACGGUACUUGGUGUUGAAGGAGCUAUAAAAUUUCUCUUAAAAUCCAAUCAUUUUUUCUUGCUCUGUAUGUUUUCCCAGUUAUUUAAAUAAAGUCUGGAUUUUUUCCCUAUU